AUGUGCCCUACUGACGCUGAAAACUAUAUAAGGGAAGGUUGUCCUAAUCAGGAGGCAAUUGGAUGGCAAAACGAUUGUAUGUUACGCUACUCAAACCGCUCCAUAUAUGGCAUGAUGCAAACUAAUCCAGAUUUCUACCUGAAAAAUGAUGCUAAUGUAUCGACGGGCUUGGAUGCGUUCAGUCAGGAGCGCUCUCACUUGCUUAAUCGACUAGCACAAAAAACAGUAACGGGUGGUGAUCUUCGUAAAUUCGCAACAGGAAACGCAAGCAUUCCAAGUACUGAUAUAACUAUAUAUGGACUUGUUGAGUGCACCCCAGAAUUAUCCGAGCAAAGUUGUAUUGAUUUUUUAAAUUAUACUAUCGGAGUGUUUGGAUCAUGUUGUAGUGCAUCAAUUGGUGUGAGAAUUAAGACAGCAGAUGGUACAGCUCUGGAUGCCAUUGGAAGGCAGUCACAGUACAAGACAAUCUGUACUCAACUUCUUAAGCAAGUCCGGAUGAAAUCUUUGAAAAAUAGUUCCUUCAAUAACGGCGUUCUCGACAUGUUCAUGAAUGAAGAAGCCAUGGACGAAUCUACACACAACCUUCUCCUCUCUGCAAAACUCAAUGCUCUCCAAAUUAUAGGAAAGAAGAGUAAUACUUCUCGGACUGUCAUCAUUACGGUUGUCACAGUUGUUAUUUCCCUGGUACUAAUUAUAUCGAUCUGCAUUUAUCUGAGAGUGAAGAAGAUGAAGGCAAAAUUUGAAGAAGUAGAUGAAAUUCGUAAUACAGAAGCCUUGCAGUUCGACUUUGGCUCUAUAAGAAGGGCUACAAAUAACUUUUCUGAAGCAAAUAAGCUUGGACGAGGUGGAUUUGGUGCUGUUUACAGAGGUAGGCUUUUGAACCAAGAAGAUAUAGCGGUUAAAAGGCUUUCUAAAGAUUCUGCACAAGGAGAUAUAGAAUUUAUUUAUGAGGUCAUGUUAGUAGUCAAACUUCAACACCGCAAUUUAGUUAGGCUCCUUGGUUUCUACUUGGAAGGAAAUGAAAGGCUUCUUAUCUAUGAGUUUGUUCCUAAUUCAAGCCUUGACCAUUUCAGAUUUGAUCCAACCAGGCGCACACAUUUGGACUGGGAUAGUCGCUACAAGAUCAUAUUUGGAAUUGGGAGAGUACUCCUUUACCUUCAUGAAGAUUCUCGUCUUCGAAUAAUUCAUCGUGAUUUGAAAGCAAGUAACAUUUUGUUAGACGUAGAAAUGCAACCCAAGAUUACAGAUUUUGGCAUGGCAAGACUGUUUGAUCUUGAUCGAACACAAGGUGAUACCAGUCGAGUUGUAGGGACGUUUGGUUACAUGGCUCAUAAGUAUGUAAUGCGUGGACACUUUUCUGUUAAGUCUGAUGUGUAUAGCUUCGGUGUGUUAAUUUUGGAGAUAAUUAAUGGACAGAAAAAUAGUUCUUUCCGUCAUAGUGGGAACGUGAAGGACCUUCUAAGCUAUGUAAGUAACACAAAGUUAGGCUAUGUACAUAUCCCUGCAAUUUAUUAAGAUUAAACUAAUGAAAGAAAGGUCCUAUCUGACUUUGUUAAUAGGAGAUUCAACGAUAAUCUCACAAAUCUUGACGAGAUUCAAUGAAAUCUCAAUACAGGUCGUCGGAGACGACGAGAAUUCACCGUUUGGGACGAUUUCCAACCGUUGGGAUGAUGGGUUCACUAGAAAACUUUGAACGAUGGCGCAGGAUCAUCUGCAGGCGAGCCCACGUUUGUGUAGAGGACGACGCAAAAACGACGUCGUUUUAGACUUUGGGGUUUUGGUACAAGGAGUAGCGCAUC
This is a messenger RNA of Malus domestica (apple), 1799 nucleotides long. Lineage: Eukaryota; Viridiplantae; Streptophyta; Magnoliopsida; Rosales; Rosaceae. The record is from RefSeq and is a predicted model, not a curated record.